AUGGCUCAAAAACACCUCAACAACGAUCAUCUUGUUGGACAAGAUGAUUUUUACGCCAAUGUUUUCAAACAAUUUCUUGCAUGUUCUAAACCGCAAUCAUGUCUACCUGAAUAUGUCUCAACGCAUGUGGACAAGCUCGUUCACGACUCUUCCUUGAAUCAUGAUACCAACGCACCUCUUCGUGUCCUGAGUGUCGGUUGUGGUCAUGGCGCUCGUGAUGUUCAUGUUCUUAAAGCCAUUCAUGAACAACGACCUCACAUUCAAUUCGACUAUGUUGGAGUGGAUAUCAAUUCCGUAUUAGUACAAGAAGCUCAACAAGUGUUUUGUUCUCAACACGUUCGAGGCUAUGUCUCUGAAUGUCAAUUUGUCGUGGCACCGAUUGAGGAUUAUUUAGAACGAUUGAAUCCGAGUAGCGAACAUGGAACAUUCGAUCUCAUUCUCAUGCUUCAUUGUUUGUAUUACAUUCCUCAUCGAAAACAUGUGCUCGCUCAAUGUGUGGAUCAUCUCUCUCCGAAUGGCAAACUCAUGAUUCUACAUCAGAGUCCAGCAGGAAUUAACAACUUUCAAAAUUUGUGUAAUCCAUUGUUUGAAGGAAGGAAAUGCACUCGAAAUUUGCAAUUCAAUUCCAUGCAAGUGGAACAUUUAUUGAAUGAUUUGGAAGUACCUUAUUCAAUGGAUAUUGUAAAUGCCACGUUGAAUGUAUCGAAUUGUUUUGUGAAUCCUCAUGACACUACUAUGGAACAAGCGUACAGAAAAGGAUUGCAAUUAUUGAGUUUCAUGCUAGAGAGAGAUAUGAGAGAGGAGAGUGAAGAGGUAAAGCAACAAGUAUUGGACUUGUUAUCGAGAGUGUCUGUGAAAAAACAUCACACGGGUGAAUAUUGGUUAUUCCAUCCUCAAGUGUUUUUGGUCGUAUCUAAAAAACUGUAA
Messenger RNA from Naegleria lovaniensis, 927 nucleotides. RefSeq lists its product as uncharacterized. The transcript has a single exon. NCBI's taxonomy places the organism in Eukaryota, Heterolobosea, Eutetramitea, Acrasida, Naegleriidae. The record is from RefSeq and is a predicted model, not a curated record. Bases 1 to 927 code for a protein of 308 amino acids.